Molecule: messenger RNA, 462 nt
Organism: Kwoniella shivajii
Lineage: Eukaryota; Fungi; Basidiomycota; Tremellomycetes; Tremellales; Cryptococcaceae
Exons: 3
Coding region: 1-462 (153 amino acids)
Biological process (GO): 2-oxoglutarate metabolic process
Source: RefSeq, a predicted model, not a curated record
AUGAGACCCACACAACUGCUCAGAGCGACAGCUUACAAACCCAUGAUCCGAUUUUUAGGUCAAAGGAAAAACCUUGAACAUGGCCCACAUCCACCUGCUCCUCAUCCAGCUUCACCACCCGAAAUAAAAGAAUCAUUUCAAUCUUUUUUAGCAAAGUUGCAAUCAUCAAGUGGUGGUUCAGGAUCAACUUCAUCGAAUCCCAAAGCUCAAACUUCAAGUGAAUCAAGUAAAGGUAUAGUCAGAUCUGAAGAAUCAAAAAACACCUCAACGUCAUCCUCAUCGUCGACCUCAACGUCAUCAAGUCCAAGUGCAAGUGCAAGUGGGAAAGGAUCUGGGAAACCUGUUGAUUUCGAAAAUUACUGGGAAGCUCCAAGUUAUCUUUGGACUCCAAAGGAAGUCAGCGAAUUUGAGAUGGAAGCUGUCAUGAGCGGUGGUGCAACGGAUAUUCGAACUGGUCCAUAG